GGGGUGGGGACAGAGUCUCAAUUUCAGUCUCAUAGGCUAGACCUCAUUUUUCUCUCCAAUGUGAGAAGAGGAAUGUUUGAUUUCAAAUACUUGGCAUUUUUAAAAGCACAUUUGAGUCAAAAAAAGCCCGAUGUGAAUUGAUGGUGCUUAAUGUUUUCUAGGCUUUCUUUUCAAAAGUUUCUUUUAUUCUGCUCAACAAAAUCACUAUCAAAACUUGAAUGUUAGCUGAUGAAAGAGACUGCUCCACAGGAAGGCAGCCAAACAUCUAAUCCAUUGCCUUUGUUUGGAAACUAGAUCUAAUCUUCAUGAGGAUCUCGAUGCUAAGUUUCGAUGGACAGAUUUUACUCCUGAGGAUUCCAAAUUAACCCCUCCAAGUGCACCAUCGUGGUGAGGAGACAGGGCACUCCGAGGUGUUCUGGGAGUGGGACACAGAGGGCAGGACAGACUGCACUGAGCCUGCCAUGCUCUUGCCUUGGCUACAGAGUGGUUCAGAUCUCACCACAGCUGGUAGAAGUGCAAUUAUGUUCACCUGCCUGUCCUAAUCCCUUCAAAAUGUGCAGGUGGUUAAGAAAUUUAAAAUGCAAAAAGCAAACAAAAGCAGAAAAACACCAAACCCAACCCAGUGCGUUACUGUUGGUACAUUUUUCUGAUAGUCAGGCGUAGGGCUGCAAGGUGCUGAGGCCAUUAGAGUAGUGAAUUUUUUGUUGUUGCAUCUAUGCCUGAGGUUUGUAGUGAAAGUUUCUGACGUUGCUUGGAGGGAAAUAAAGCUCUGAGCCAUUUCUCACCUGGUCUGUGUUGCUUUUAGGAACACAUUUGCAUCAAUUUCUGUUUUGUUGGUAAUAAAUAUCCUUUGGGUAGCUGAAGAGUAGUCAGAGGCCUCCAUGGAGGUUAGAAGGUGCAGCUGCUUCAGAGAUCCAGGAAUCUAGCUGAGGCUUUUCUGAUGGGUAUUUUGAGAUGAUCAGAGCAAACAGUUGUUCUUUUGGAGUGAAUCUGAAUGAUAUCAAGUAAAGUACUGCUCUAUGGUAUCCUUGUUACUGGGGCCAUGUAAACUUUUGCCCUCCAUUUCCUUUAUUAUAAGAAGGCUUUUGAAGCGUAGCUGACGUGGUAAAUGUACUUCCCAUUCAGCAGCCUCUGCCGGUAUGCCAAAGCAGUGCUUUUUUUUCCUCCUUUGGAAUAUUUGUUUGGUUUUGGAUCUUGAAAAUGUAGCUCUGAAAUUCCUUUGACAGAUUUGAUUGUACUCUUGAAUCCAGCCCCACUAACCACAGACAGCCUGCCCAAAUAAGAUAAUUCUUCCCAGAGCUGGGCUUUCUCCCCUCACAGUGCACAGCUGUUUCCCUUGAGAGCAAUGAGGUGCUGGGCUUGGGGGUGGGUCCUCAUCAGAACCAAAUGGGCAGAUAUUGAUUUAUUUUUCAGGUGGGUUGCAUGCACCAUUUAGAAUCCAGUCUGAGUGCAGUGAGUCCAUGCCAGAACAAAAGUGCUUAUUUUCACAACUGCCACAGCCCUUUUGGAUUUACUUGCCUGUGUUUGGUUCGUAAAGUUUUCAGUUGGUAAUAGUCUGUCCACUGGGCAUUUUUCCACUCUGAGGGAUGGUUAGAAAUGAGUCUCUUGCAUAGUAUGGUGGAAUUAGGAAUUAAAUGCAAGCGCUACAGAUGAGUGCAUUCAUAACUGGAUUGGCUAAGUGUGCCGGUCAAAUAAAAGCCCAUGGGUCUGUCUGACGUGCUCAAGUGUCCAUUGUGGAAGAUACGUGAAUGGCCAUGCGAAAAAGCAUUAUGAAGAUGCACAGAUUCCUAUGACCAAUCAUAAGAAGACAGAAAAACAAGAAAAAGUUCAGCAUACUGUGUGUAUGGAUUGCAGUAGUUACAGUACAUACUGUUAUCGCUGUGAUGACUUUGUAGUGAAUGACACCAAGCUGGGACUGGUGCAGAAGGUCAGAGAGCACCUACAGAACUUGGAAAAUUCAGCCUUUACAUCAGACAGACACAGGAAAAGAAAGCUAUUGGAAAACUCAUCUCUGAACAGCAAGUUACUAAAAGUAAAUGGAAGCACCACUGCCCUGUGUGCCACAGGCCUUCGGAACCUGGGGAACACGUGUUUCAUGAAUGCAAUCCUUCAGUCGCUCAGUAACAUUCAGCAGUUUUGCUGUUACUUCAAAGAGUUGCCUGCUGUGGAGCUGAGGAAUGGGAAGACGGCAGGCAGAAGAACUUACCAUACCAGAAGCCAGGGAGAUAACAAUGUUUCACUGGUGGAAGAAUUCAGAAAGACACUUUGUGCUCUAUGGCAAGGAAGCCAAACUGCAUUUAGUCCAGAGUCCUUAUUUUAUGUUGUUUGGAAAAUUAUGCCAAAUUUUAGGGGAUACCAACAACAGGAUGCCCACGAGUUCAUGCGUUACCUUUUGGACCAUCUACACCUGGAACUCCAGGGUGGCUUUAAUGGCGUUUCACGUUCAGUAAUUUUGCAAGAAAAUUCCAGCCUGACAGCGAGCAGCAAAUGUUGCAUAAAUGGAGCCUCUACUGUUGUCACAGCCAUUUUUGGAGGCAUUCUUCAGAACGAAGUCAACUGCUUAAUAUGUGGAACAGAAUCUAGAAAGUUCGACCCAUUCCUAGACCUUUCGCUAGAUAUUCCAAGUCAGUUCAGAAAUAAACGUAGUAAAAAUCAAGAAAAUGGACCAAUGUGCACACUACGAGAUUGUCUUCGCAGUUUUACAGACCUGGAAGAACUUGAUGAGACGGAGCUCUAUAUGUGUCAUAAAUGCAAAAAGAAACAGAAGUCCACCAAAAAAUUCUGGAUUCAGAAACUACCAAAGGUGCUAUGCUUACACUUGAAACGAUUUCACUGGACAGCAUAUCUAAGAAACAAAGUCGAUACAUACGUUGAGUUUCCCUUACGAGGCCUAGACAUGAAAUGUUACCUGUUGGAGCCUGAAAACAGCGGCCCAGAAAGCUGUCUCUAUGACCUUGCAGCUGUUGUUGUGCAUCAUGGUUCAGGCGUUGGAUCUGGACAUUACACGGCGUAUGCAGCUCACGAAGGUCGUUGGUUCCAUUUCAACGACAGUACUGUAACUCUGACCGACGAGGAGACUGUGGUAAAGGCAAAGGCCUACAUCCUCUUCUACGUGGAACGGCAAGCCAAAUCUGGAUCAGAUAAACUUUAAUACCUCCUUCUAAUUCUCACUUAUCGAGUCCACGGGACAAAACAUUUCCAUUUUUCCAUAAAUACUUGAUCCAAGACUAUUAAUUUCAUUGUGCACUUUUCAAUUUCCUCUUGUGGGUUUUAGUUUCGUCAUGUCAGUGGUAGCAUUUGACUUACUGAUCUUGGACACAAACUAACUUUUUUUUUUUUUUAGUUAUACCAGAAAACCUCAGCAGAUUUUGAUUUGCUGCUUUAGUUGUGAUAACUCAAUUUUUAUAUAUAUAUAGUUUCAUGAAAUACCUAGUUAUUUGACUUUUUUUUUAUAUUAAUGUUUCCAGUUCUCACUUUCUAAAGGCACAUUUACAUCAGAGAAGCUUUCUGUUCUCCUUACAAGCAAGACAAAUGUGCUCAUCACAAAGGGCAGUUAUAACUGUGUUGCUCUCACAGCUGUUAUGUAGAUCCAGGAAUUGCUUGCACCUCGUGCAAGAAAGUAAGCCGUGACCUCUGACCAAUCAUUCUUUGUCUGCAGAAGAGAUGAGAUGCGGCAUCAUUAAGUAGACCAGGUAAUUGCUCUAUAGCUGCUAUAUUGGUGUGUAUUCAGGCUGCUGAAUUUCAUGAAUUGUUGUAAAUAAAAACAGUUGGUUAAAUUGUAUCCAUACUGCAGAUUAAUUCAAGUAUUCUUCACAUACGCUUUUCCCUCCCCUAAAACUUUUCUAAAAAUUACCUUAAAACAGAAACAUCUAAAUUGUCUUGAUGUAUUUUAUUAUUUUUUUUUUUCAAAUCUGACUUGAAUUGCUCAAAGUUGCCUCUUUGUUAGACCAUAAUCCUGAAGGCUGUUCACAAACACUUCUUCCUUGCUUUAAAGCUCAGAGACCUCCUGGCAGUGGGACUUCAGCUCUUUCCAGCUGGGAACUGGGAGCUCAGCCCCUAAGUGUGGGGUUCUGAGAACAGCCUUAGGUCUGAGUAUCUUCUGUCUGCUUCAGUGCCUGUAGUUCACUUGAAAUGGAAAGGAAGCGGAUGGAAUUUGAGAUGCUUGGUAUGAAUUUUUAUCAGUUCAGUUAUAAACUAAAGGGAAAACAGCCUGGUGGGUAACCCAGAACUAUUUGUUCUGGAGCACAUUCUGGUAAGCUGUAGUAGUUACUCUGUAGUCCAGUGUGGGAUCUUCAUUUCCAGUCUGAAGAUUGACACAGAAUGGCAUAAUGCAAUUUGUUAGACCCGACUGUGCAAUGGAGGAAGACAGCUGUUGAAAGCUUUCAGCUCUGCUCUUCCGCUGCAUAGUGGCAGUCAGAUAAUCUCUGCUAGUGAGAUUUAGAAAAGCUGGUCAGAAAAAGCCAGGUUGUAAAAUCCAGGAGUUCAGAAAACAAAUGCUACAUUUCAGUGCUUUCCUUGCUCCCCACCCUUCGUAGCCCCCAGCCAGUAACUGGAUGCUCCUGCAAUGUGAAAAGCCUGGUGGUAAGAAUAGUGUUGUCCUUCACAUGCAGCAUGGUAGCAGUAGAAUAUACUAGCCUGGAAACACCUGAGAACUGAAGUUGAACACAUGAGUGCUCUUUUCAUUUAAUCCUUCUAGAAAGACAUAGAAUGUAGCACAAAUUUCCCUAUGAAUUGUACUGUAUGGCUCAACCUCAGUGCAGGCGGGUAAGCUCCUGUUUCCUUGCUGUGUGCUACCUAGCAGUUGUACACUGACAGAACACAAAGUGAAAUCACAGUCAGGUGAGUUCCAUUCAAAUGGCAGCCUUGUGUUUUUUCAGAUCUUCAACCAGGAGAGACUGACUGACUUCACAUAAAAGCUGCAGAAAAUGAUAUUUUGCUGAUUGUGUAUGAAUAUGUGAGCUGAACAUUAGUAAAAAGCUAUCGUGAUGAUCUGAUACAUUAAUGGGAGUCAUAUCUAUAGAUAUAUUGUCUCCUGGAGAUGAACAGUAAAUAGAACUCUUAACUGUUUAAAUUGCAGAUAGUUUACCUCCCAUUUCUCAGUUCCACACAGGCAGAAUUUGCUCUAAUUGGAAUAGAUGGUGGCAUUUGUCAGCCUUCACUGCUGUGUGGGAUGUGAAAUAUUUUUUACAGCAUUUAAAGCCCACAGGGCAGCCCUGCUGCUCCCAGCUGGGGCAUCAAGUCAAUUCCAUCUGUGUCUGCAUGCUGCUCGGCUUGCAUUGCAUUUUAGCAUCUUAGUCUGGAGAAUACAAACCUUAAACUGCCCAACCAGCUGUGGGCCAGAAGCAGCUCAGCUGGCAGGAGUCAGGUGUACACAGCAUUAUUGCAAACUAUCGUGAUGUAAAUGUGCCUUUCUGUAACUGUAAGAGCUUCAUCUGUAAUCUUCAGCGCCAUUCACUUACUUGUUUUAAGCAGCUUCUAUUUCUCUUCAUGUUGGGGGUCAGACCAAUUUCUCACUGAAGCAUUUACUUUCAGUAAUGUUUUCUUUGUAACGUUAAUUAAGGUCUUGGGCAAGGGUAUCAAGCAUGGUCUCCAUGCCAGAGGCAGCCAUGGGAACACAGUGCGAGCUCAUCAGCCUUGUUCUUGCAGCACCUGGUGCACGGACUUAGCCAUAUGCUUUCCUGGAGCAAAUACAUUGUAAACCCUUUCCUAAUUUAACUUUCUCCCACUGCAAAACCAGAUGGACAGCACGAACAGUUUGUUGUGGCAACACAAGUAUUUCUCUUCCUGGUGGAGAACUUUGCUUAUCCACUGUAUUCUAUUCAGUGUGGUGUCAGAAGAAAAAAAAAAAAGUAAGCACUGAACCAGUAACCUUUACUGCACCUGGCCUAGUAUUACGUUUUUAACCUUACUUGUAUAUCCUAUAUUUAUCUACUGGCUUGUGGGAGGGGAGGGAUAUCUCAUUUCGUUUAAGCCAAAUGUUUCUACUUUACUGCUGAUCAUAGUACAUACUAACAGGCGAGAGUUUGUCUUGCUUGUGACUGCUCUGCCAGCAGCUGCUCUCUGCAGUUCAGAGACUGCCAUGUUUUUCACCCUAAUUUGUCUGAUGGAGAGUUAUCCUUUUUUGUCAGUCACUGUUUAGCCAUGUACGUGUACAACUGGAGACCUGACCAGUCAAACGGAAAUGCAGAAUGCCCAGCUCUCAGAUCACUCCUGCUCUGCUGUGUUGAGCAUUUAAGUUAGUGUGGCAUGAUGCAGACUGUGACAGCGCUGACAGAGCUCCUUCUCGUGGCGCAGGCAGAAGGGAUUUAUCCAGGUGUUAACAGCUGUGUGAGCCGUGUUUAAAACGUGGGGAGGGGGGCAAUAAAUGUGCUUCAGAAGCAGAGGCCAUUUAUGUGGAUUUUGCUAAAGCAGUGGAAAGCGUGAUGCCUGGUGUUCAGCAGCCUCCCCCUGUUUCAUUGCUGGUGUGUCUGUGUCUUACUGAUGAGGUAAUCAGCACCUUGAAAACUGAUUCCAAUGUGCUUUAGGAUAUCCUCAAGUACUGUAGUGCCAUAGUUGUAAUUGUUUACCAUUAAAAUUGUGUGUAAUUUUUA
This is a messenger RNA of Coturnix japonica (Japanese quail), 6590 nucleotides long. It is a transcript of the gene USP3, whose product is annotated as ubiquitin specific peptidase 3. Gene Ontology annotation, molecular function: cysteine-type deubiquitinase activity; zinc ion binding. NCBI's taxonomy places the organism in Eukaryota, Metazoa, Chordata, Aves, Galliformes, Phasianidae. The record is from RefSeq and is a predicted model, not a curated record. Gene Ontology annotation, cellular component: nucleus. Gene Ontology annotation, biological process: protein deubiquitination.